AGUUAUUAAUGUUAUUAAUAUAAUGCUUUUGAAUAGCUGCUGCCCUUAACAAUAAUUGCACUAUGCAGUUAUUGCAAGAGGAACAGAUUACAAGAACUAAACAAAUUACUAAUGAGAUGCAAACUACAAAAGAUUAUCAAUUAGAGCAGCAAACCCUUCCUAGUUAUACACAAGAACUUUUUCAGGAAAGUGGAGACAAAAUAGGAAACAUUAAGGAUUUAGCAAAUGAAUUAAAGGAAAAGAAAAUUGCUUUUGAUGCAAUGGUAGAAAGAGUUAAUAAAUUACAAAAUGAUCUAGAAGUUAUUCAUGAGCAAAAUAAAGAAGCAAACAAACUUUUAGCACAGUAUAAAGCAGAAAAUGAAGAAUUAAAGAACCAACAACAAAAACUUCUCAUUAAAGAAAAUAAAGACAGAUUGGAUGCUGAAGCAAACAUUGUUGCUGAAAUAGAUGCUAUAAAAGAAGAGAAGCGAUCUUUAGAACUUCAAUUAGAAUGUGCUUUGAAGACUCAUGAGAUUCACACAUCAAAAAUAGAGAAAUUACAAACUUCUAUUGCAUCUUUAGAAAUACAGCUAAAACAUUCAGAAGUUAUCCAUGCUGAGGAAAUAAAUGCAAUUAAACAAGAACAAAAUGAAGCAAUUAAGGAAGUAGAACAAUCAAAACAAGAUGAAAUUGCAAAUGCAAAAAAAGGCAUAGAAGAAAUAGAACAGAAACUAAAUGAAAAUUUGCAGCGACUUGAAAUGCAAAGAACACAACUUGAAAAAGAAAUAAUGCAUCUUAAUGGAAAACUUGUAGAAGAGAGAACUAAGACUGAAGAACUACUUCAGCAACAAAGAUUAAAGUUUCAUGAAGAAAUGGAAGCACAGUGCUCUCAGCUCUCAGAAAAAGUCCAUACAUUACAAAAAGAAAAUGAUGAUCAAAUAAAAGUGAUCUCCCAGAAGGAAUUUGACAUUACACAGUUACAGUCUGUGAAAGAGCACUUAGAAAUAGAAAAAGAAAAUCUACAUAAAAUAGUCAGUCAACUGAAAGAGCAAUUAGCUUCUAAAGAAAGUGAAUUAAGAAAUAUAGUUACUACUUCAGAAACAGAAAACCGAGAUAAACAUAAUGAGUUAAUGAAAGAAAAAGAUAACAAUAAUAAUUUACAGAGUAAAGUUUUGGAAUUAGAAACCACCCUCAAUAAUCUUCAAAACCAAUAUUCAGAAAAUAUUGCUAAUAAAGAUUAUCAAAUUAAUACUCUGAAGGAUAUAUUACAAAAAAAAGAAACUGAAUUACAAAAUAAACAGCAAGAAGAACUUAAUAGAGCUUCAGAGUUGUAUUCUGCUUUCAAGAAUUAUAUGGAUAAUGUUCCCAGAUUGGAUAUUACCAGCUAUUUUGCUUCUAGAGGAUCAACUUCCACUCCGUUUUCAAAAAAAUAAUUUAUAAUAAUUUUUAACUUCAAAAUUAUUUUUAUCAUGUUAAAGAAUUUGGCAGUAAAUCAUUUUCACAAGUUGAAUACAAAAUUAUUAUCUAAAGCAGAUUAUCAAAUUUAUCAAAAUAUUUUAAAAAGUUUUAAAAUAAAAUGUAAAGAAUUCUGAUGAAUCAAAUUGAUGUUUUAAUUUUAUGAAAGAGUGGAUUUAA
This is a messenger RNA of Centruroides sculpturatus (bark scorpion), 1614 nucleotides long. Its product is annotated as myosin heavy chain, clone 203-like. The transcript is spliced from 13 exons. The record is from RefSeq and is a predicted model, not a curated record. NCBI's taxonomy places the organism in Eukaryota, Metazoa, Arthropoda, Arachnida, Scorpiones, Buthidae. Bases 63 to 1412 code for a protein of 449 amino acids.